UGCCACCCGCGCCAAGCGAUCUCCGAGUGGCGAUCUCCGAGCUCGACUGUGCUGGGCGGCGGGCCAGGAGGGGAGGGUCCGGCCUUGCCCGGCGGGCGUCCAUUGGCGGCUGCUCCCGGCGUCCGCGGUGCAGCCGGCUGCAAAGCCCGCAGGUGCCCCGCGCGCGCGCGCCAGACCCGAGUGGGUAGGGGGCGCCGCACUCGCCAUGCUGCGCGCGCCGCGGACCCUGGCUCCGGCCACGGCGCAACCCACAAAGAGCUUGCCGACGUUGAACCCCACCGAGCUGUGGCCUUCGGGUCUGAGCAGUCCCCAGCUCUGCCCGGCCACCACCGCCACUACCUACUACACUUCGCUUUACACGCAGACGGUGCCUUCCUCUGCGGCGCUGGGCACCUGCCUCGACGCCACUCCCCACGGACCCGAGGGCCAAAUUGUGCGAUGUGUACCCGCAGGCCGCCUGCCGGCCAAAAGGAAGCUAGACCUGGAGGGCCUUGGGAGGCCUACGGUCCCUGAAUUCCGGACUCCCAAGGGGAAGUGCAUCCGAGUGGAUGGUUUGCCAAGCCCGAAAACCCCUAAGUCUCCUGGGGAGAAGACACGCUAUGACACGUCGCUGGGGCUGCUGACCAAGAAGUUCAUUUACCUCCUGAGCGAGUCGGAGGAUGGAGUCCUGGACCUGAACUGGGCAGCUGAGGUGCUGGAUGUGCAGAAGCGGCGCAUAUAUGACAUCACCAACGUGCUGGAGGGCAUCCAGCUCAUCCGCAAGAAGUCCAAAAACAACAUCCAGUGGGUAGGCAGGGGAAUAUUUGAAGACCCCACCCGACCGGCCAAGGAGCAGCAGCUGGGGCAGGAACUGGAGGAGCUGAUGAAUGCGGAGCAGACCUUGGACCAGCUCAUUCAGAGCUGCACGCUGAGCUUCAAGCACCUGACGGAAGAUAAUGCCAACAAGAAACUGGCCUAUGUGACCUACCAGGAUAUCCGUGCUGUGGGCAACUUCAAGGAGCAGACAGUGAUUGCGGUCAAGGCCCCGCCACAGACAAGAUUGGAAGUGCCGGACAGGGCGGAGGAGAACCUGCAGAUUUACCUAAAGAGUACCCAAGGCCCCAUUGAAGUCUACCUGUGCCCGGAGGAGGGGCAGGAGGCAGACAGUCCUACCAAGGAGGCCCUACCCUCCACCUCUACCCUCAGCCCCGUCCCUGACUGCGCUCAGCCCGGCUGCAGCACCGACUCUGGGCUGGCAGAGACCAUAGAGUCUUCAGCCCCGAGUCUGGUACCGCCACCGCCACCACCGCCGCCAGCACCAUCCCUUGUCCCCUUGGAAGCCACUGACAACAUGCUGGAGCUGUCCCACCCACUUCUGCAACAGACUGAGGACCAGUUCCUGUCCCCAAUCCUGGCGGCCAGCUCCCCUCUGAUCAGCUUCUCCCCGCCCUUGGACCAGGAGGAGUACCUGUGGGGCAUGGAUGAGGGGGAGGGCAUCAGUGACCUCUUCGACUCCUAUGACCUUGGGGACCUGCUGAUUAAUUGAAGCGUCCUGCAUCUGUCUCUACCUCCUCACAGACAGAUUGACAGGCUCUCUGCUCAGAUUUGGGGGG
Molecule: messenger RNA, 1592 nt
Organism: Rattus rattus (black rat)
Lineage: Eukaryota; Metazoa; Chordata; Mammalia; Rodentia; Muridae
Gene: E2f2
Product: E2F transcription factor 2
Exons: 8
Coding region: 206-1525 (439 amino acids)
Biological process (GO): regulation of transcription by RNA polymerase II
Cellular component (GO): RNA polymerase II transcription regulator complex
Molecular function (GO): protein dimerization activity; RNA polymerase II cis-regulatory region sequence-specific DNA binding; DNA-binding transcription factor activity, RNA polymerase II-specific
Source: RefSeq, a predicted model, not a curated record